Penicillium antarcticum is the source of this 1017-nucleotide messenger RNA. RefSeq lists its product as uncharacterized. Bases 1 to 1017 code for a protein of 338 amino acids. The transcript has a single exon. Lineage: Eukaryota; Fungi; Ascomycota; Eurotiomycetes; Eurotiales; Aspergillaceae. The record is from RefSeq and is a predicted model, not a curated record.
AUGGCAGUCCGUAAACCCAAGAAGAAUUUGUCAUUAUCCAAGUCAACAAAGACCAGGGACGAGAACUUCCCAUCGGCUAAAUGGAGCGUUAUCAAAAGAGAGCUCUCGAGCACUAAAUAUCGCUUGCAUUCGAAGAAGGAGCUUCAUGCGUCCAUCCAAACAAGCAGUUCCCCCCAGCUUCAAGCUCUGAGAGAAGCACUCGAUUGUCCAGGCUGCGAAUAUGCCGACAAAGUCUCCAAAUAUAUGAUGACGAUUGAUGAGACAGUGUUAAAGACAUACGAUACAUCCAGCUAUCCAUACCAUUUCAUCAACAAAGUUAUGCGGAACAAGGAUAUCUGUGUCUGCCCUUUGAGUACCGAACCGCCAUCCGAAGAAAUCCCAACUUUCUGGGAGGAGAUCUCAUCCUCCUUACGAAAACGCUACUACAAGCAACUCGGUAUAAUUAUUGGCAAAUACAAGAAGAAGGGCUCUCAGCUCAAUGAAACCGAAACUGGUCACCUCGACAAAGGUGAAGUCGUCCGCCUCGCACACUAUCAAUUAGACUACCAUAUUCAACAACACUAUCUCCGCCACCGAAGCUGCUUAACCCUAUGCCGUGAUGAAGAUGACCUCGGACAAAUGCAAAGCUUCCAGUUGAAAAUAGCAGCAGCUAACGGAGACUGGGAACAGGAGUUGAAACCAAGUGGCCAGAUCUGGCGAGAUGGAUGGCUCAAUGACUACAACCGAGGCUUUGAGCAGCAGACAACAUUUUGGGAAGAACGAGGUCAUGAGAGGGAAAAGCAAAUAGAAACUGCAAGAGCACGAUGGGCUUAUAUACAAAAGUUGAGGGGGAUGCAGAUUCGCCAAAUGAUUAAAGCUGAUGCGGAUAUACAGACUUUUCGGUUUUAUUUGGGCCCUCAACUUCUGCGCACUAUUGACGUUGCCAAAGACACCCCGCAAGUUCAAGAGGAUUUGCAGAUCCAGGCUAGAUGCUACGCUAACAUGAUGGGUGAUUCUUAUAGUUCCUCGGGAAGUUAG